Molecule: messenger RNA, 2039 nt
Organism: Neolamprologus brichardi
Lineage: Eukaryota; Metazoa; Chordata; Actinopteri; Cichliformes; Cichlidae
Source: RefSeq, a predicted model, not a curated record
AUGAGGAGGAGACAGGAAGUAAAGAAGAUAGACAUUUGUCUUUGACAAGUACAACAGAGUUUGCAAGUUGCAGUUGUGACAAGCUGAGAAGGAAAACCAGAACAAAAGGCGAUGAUUGAUCACAAAUUAUUCAGCAUUUCUCUGUUUUUGUUGCUUCUUUAUUCAGGAGCACUUAGUGAAGAUCUUUCGCUUGCCUUCACUGUCAGAGAUGGAGAUAAAGUCACUUUGCCUUGUAAAAAUCGGAUCAACAUUCAUCACAACUGUCACACUACCACCUGGAUCUUCAGAGAUUCAAGAGGCACACCAGCAGUAGAGCUGGUUAAUCAUGGACAAAUCAAAGAAGAAGCCAAAUCAGACAGACUGAGUGUUACAGCAGAAUGCUCACUGGUUAUAAAAAAGGUCACAGCUGAGGAUGUUGGUCGUUACACCUGCAGACAGUUUAGAGGCAAUCCAGGGAGACAGCAAGGUCCAGAUGCUGUGGUUUAUCUGUCUGUUGUCGUCAUGACCGAAAAGAAGAACGCUGAUAAAGUAACUUUAAGCUGCUCUGUGUUGACAUUUGAUCGGUGUAAACACAAAGUGAAGUGGAUCCAUAACAGAAGAGAUCUGGAUAGAGAUUACUCAAAUUUAAAAACAUCACAGUCUUCCUGCUCUGCUACAGUGACUUUUCUGAACCUUACAUAUGGUCACAUAUCAAAUUCUGACUUUAAGUGUAGCUUAAAAAGUACAGAAAAUAACAAAGAGCAGCUUUUUACCUUCAGCCAUCAUUCAUCAGGUGAAGAAACAAAUACAGCAACAACUGUUAAAUUAGACACAAUGACUACAAUAAAAGUGCUGGAAAUGGAUGGUUCAACAAAUUUACCAGAAAUAUAUGCAGCAGCAACAAUUAAAUUGGAAAUAAUGACUGAAUCUGGCAUUAAAGGAGGUCUGACAACAAAACAGCUGGAAAUCAUGAAUGGUUUGAGAAAAUUACCAGACUGGUCCUGGUACAGGCUUGCCAUUGUGGCUCUGGGUUUAGUAGCACUUAUAGCAGCUGUUGUUGUCGUCGGCAUCUGGAUAAGAGCUGGGAAAAAAGCACAGAUGGAUGAAAACAUGGAACAGAAUUUAAACUCUGCAGUAACUUCGUCUGGUCCAGGAACUAUUCAGGAAUCUGUGAGAUCACACAGUUACUCACCACAUGUAUUGGUUCGCUUAUAUGUUGAAUCUGCAUUUUAUACAUUACUGAGCAGUCUUUAUGUUGUCUUCACUGUGCAGGCUGAUCUUCAAGAUGUUGUUCUCUACGCCUCCCUCAGCUACACUGAGACCACCUACAGCUGUCCAGGUCUUCAGGUUCCCCAUAAAGACGAUGAAGAGGGUGAAGCUUUGACCUACAUUAUAUGUCCAGUCUCUUCUCCUGGACCCGCUCCCAACAACCUCUAUGCUAGCAUCAACAAACCAAAAAACUAAAAAACAGGAAAAAACGCAGAAUCUCUUUUUCUUUGAUAACUUCUUUCUUUCCAUUCUUGUGUAAUGAAAGAGGAUUUCUGUUUUGCUAAAGUUCCCAGGAUUUAACAACAGUGAUAAUAUAAUCUGUAUUUAAAUUUUUCAUUUCUAACACAGAAUGUUGCACUAUAUUUUUUCAUAGAUUGUUUAUUGCUUUAUCAGUCUACAUAUAUGUGUUUGUAUAUCUGCAGUUUAGGCCUGAUUUAAAUGAUGAUAUUAAAAAGUGUUUUUCCAUUAUGUAAAAUCCCAAGCAGCCAAUAAAGGCUCCAGCACGUGAGUUUUAUUGUCACGGUACUGGGUCUCUGACCCAGUGUUUUUGUUGGUUUUAGUUAUGUUCUUUGUUUAUUGUAUUUCAUGUAAAGGGUUCCUGUUACUUUGCCUUCCCUGUGUCCCAUGUCUAGUUACCCUCGUUAUCCCUCAGUGUAUUUAAGCCCUGUGUUUUCCUUGUUCUAUGCGGUGUUGUACGUUGUGUGUUUACCUGUGUGCACCUCUCUGUGUGCUUAGUUUAUUUUUCCAGUGUAGUUUUGUAUUGUUUCUCCCAGCCAGCAAAUAAAGCUGUG